Meloidogyne enterolobii is the source of this 430-nucleotide messenger RNA. Lineage: Eukaryota; Metazoa; Nematoda; Chromadorea; Rhabditida; Meloidogynidae. The record is from the annotation of a GenBank genome assembly.
UCCUGGUCGUACUUCGGAAUGGAAUGAUUUAAGACUAACCGCAACUAGUAUGACAGUUGCCCCUUUGCCCCUACUAAAUGAAUUGUUUAUUUCUGAUUCAAAAAGGAUAGCUAUAUUAGAGAAAGAAAAUGAAAAAAUAAUAGAAAGUUUUAAAUGCCCAACAUACCGCUCAGCCCUAGAAUUUAAUACUUGCAAAAUUGACCCGAUGAUUUGUGACUGUAACGCAGCGGACCACAAUGUCGCUUGUUUGUGUAAUGAAUUAUUAGAUUUAGACCAAAUUUUUCCCAACAAAUUGACUCUACCUUUCGAACAUAACGCUAUUUUAUUAAAUGUUGAAAAAGGCACAAUUACAGCCGCACCGGAUUUUUCUGCAGUUCAAAUACAUACACAAAUUAAAGGUAACACAGGCACAACUUUUUGGAUGCUAUAA